AUGGCUGUGAUCGGGUUUCGGAAAGGGACUACAAUAAUGAUUAAACUGGUAGAACCUCAAUUUAAUUAUCAGUAUGAUGCACUGAAUAUUAGGGGUCAUAACCCAGAACAAAAGGUUACUUCGGCCUUAAGGAUUCUAGGAUGUGACAGACCUCCAGAUUCUAAUGAUGAGUACCUUCGCAUUGGAUCUCAAAACGAUAUAAAUGUUUUACACAAAUCGCCUUUAUUUGAAGAUUUAAAGUAUGGAAUUUCUCCUCGGGUAAAUUUCAGUAUCAAUGGGAAUCAAUACACUCAUGGUAAUUAUCUUGCAGAUGGAGUUUAUCCAAAAUGGUCAACUUUAGUUCAAUGUUACCGUCAGUCACCUUCCGGUGAAAUGGGUCGUUCAUACUCAUAUUUCAAUAGUAGACAAAUGGAUCUGAGAAAGGAUGUGGAACGUGCUUUUGGAAUUCUGAAGCGGAAGGUCGCAACCAUUUGUGGGCCUUAUCGUGGUCUAAGUGCUCGUGAAAUGCAUAAAACUAUGUUGACUUGCAUCAUUAUGCAUAACAUGGAAAUCCAGGAAACUCGUCGUAAUAAGAAUUGGACUAACCAUCAAGAUGAAGACUUAAGGCCUGAGAUUAUACCAGCAAGAGGAUUACCUGCAAGGAACUAUGCGCAAAUGACUAGUCAUAUUGAGAACAUAACUCUGUAUAACAGGUUAAGGGAAGAUCUCAGAGCGAAUAUGUGGGCUGAGUUUGGAAGAGAUGGAGGACAAAUUGAGUAG
Papaver somniferum (opium poppy) is the source of this 759-nucleotide messenger RNA. RefSeq lists its product as uncharacterized. The transcript is spliced from 3 exons. Lineage: Eukaryota; Viridiplantae; Streptophyta; Magnoliopsida; Ranunculales; Papaveraceae. The coding region runs from base 1 to 759 and encodes 252 amino acids. The record is from RefSeq and is a predicted model, not a curated record.